Molecule: messenger RNA, 738 nt
Organism: Echinostoma caproni
Lineage: Eukaryota; Metazoa; Platyhelminthes; Trematoda; Plagiorchiida; Echinostomatidae
Source: the annotation of a GenBank genome assembly
AUGCGCCUCACGGCACAGCGGAUUUACGACCAUACGAUUGAGUUCGAAUUCGAAAGUGACAAGUAUGAUGAGGCCAAUCCACUGGUCCUUCCAGGCAAACGGAACAAAACAGCUCGUGAAUUGCAGAAGAAAAAGGAGAUCAAACAAACAGAGGCUACACAGGCAAAAGUUUUGUCGAGGAAAAAGCGGAAGGAAUUAGAGCGUAAAAUUGCUCAAAAACAGAAAAAAUUAACGCGUGCUGAGUUAUGGAAAGAACUGGAAGCAUAUGCACCAACUGUGAACGAGCCGAAGGUGUCUGUUCUGCCGCUGUUCAACAGAACCAAGAAGCCCGCCAAAACGAAGGACGACACGGAUGAAUAUAGCACAGAUGAAGAAAUGGAGGAAGAUAAAUCUGAAGAAAAAAUCACACCUGAAAACCUCCCCACUGUCCUCAAACCCUCUGGAGUAUCCGAUCCCCAAGGUAGUGAUAAUCGGGAAACGGAAGCAACGUCUGUGUCUCCCACCCAAUCUUCUGAGCAGGUGGUACCUUCGAAACCUCCCCAACCCGCUCGUUACGUGCUCGUCUCACGAACACCGGAGGUCACUGCGGCCAGACUAACUCUGCCGAUUAUUGCAGAUGAGGCGUCAAUCAUGGAGGCGAUUAGCGAACACGACUGUGUGAUUAUAUGCGGGGCAACUGGAUGUGGUAAGACCACGCAAGUUCCCCAGUUCCUCUACGAGGCUGGUUACACCAAGUAA